Molecule: messenger RNA, 491 nt
Organism: Ectocarpus sp. CCAP 1310/34
Lineage: Eukaryota; Phaeophyceae; Ectocarpales; Ectocarpaceae
Source: the annotation of a GenBank genome assembly
AUGCUGAAACAGCACCACCGCGAUGGGACCGACCCUCCGGAAUGGCUCAUGUAUAUUGUGCUGCCCGCCAGCUCGCGAAAGCAUACCAACUAAUUUUGCUCAACAGCAAUCACCCAUCCCGUCUCAGCAAUUAGUAAAAGAUUUUUCGCCUAAAUCCGUAUAGACCCCACGAGAAGUCGACAACACCAGCAGGACUAGCGACCCUCUCGUGAUGCCGAAUGCCUCACCUACACUCUCUACUGUUCGCACUGAUGAACGCCCGUCAGCGCACACUGCGGGUACGUCUGCUCGUUUCGUCUUAAACCCCGCAGACCUACCCAAAGAUCUUGUUUUUUCAGGGGCACCUGGGCAAGAUAUUGUAGAACUUUUGGCGCAAUACCGUGCGCGUGUGACAAUGAACUCAGUAGACAGCUGCCCGGACCAUGUAGUCGACCAACGUGCUGUGCGAUACCUCCCGCUUCUUCUGCGAGGGGCUGCGUAUGACACCCUGU